UCGUAGUCCAUGAUUAUAUAUUCUGCCACUAGUAAGAAUGAAAUCGUUUCAUUGUUAUUAGUGUCAGAAUUUAAAAAAAAACUGAAAAUAUCGUUGAACAUUAAUUUAUUUGCUUCCUCCGGGAUCAUAUUGUGCAAUAUUUCAUCGUUUCUGACAUACUAUAAAUACAAUAACUUCCUUUCAGAACAAGUCUCCAACAAACUUCCAUCUUAUCAAAAUGUCCAAGUAUGGCUGCCCAACCUCUGACACUGAUCCAAACUCGGUCACAAUGAUUACGAAGCGAGGACCAGUGAACAAGACAUUGAAAUCGGCUGCUCAAUUGAAUGCUGCUCAGCGUGCUGGAGUUGAUAUUUCGACCGAAAAGAAGACGAUGUCUGGUGGCAAUCGCCAGCACAGCGCCAACAAGAACACUCUGCGGCUUGAUGAAGAAACGGAGGAGCUUCAUCACCAGAAAGUUGCUCUGUCCCUCGGAAAAGUCAUGCAGCAGGCUCGUGCCACGAAAGGUUGGACGCAGAAAGAUCUUUCAACGCAAAUUAAUGAGAAGCCGCAAGUAGUCGGCGAAUACGAAAGCGGAAAGGCUGUCCCAAAUCAACAGAUCAUGGCAAAAAUGGAGCGUGCGCUUGGAGUCAAGUUGCGCGGCAAAGAUAUCGGAAUGCCAUUUUCAACAAAGCCACCAGCGAAGAAGUGAUGAACUAAUAAUGUUACAUCGAAUAGGUCCAACUCCUGGUGUCCCCACUUUCCCGUCUAUUUCUCUCAUUCUCCAGCCCCGAAAUUCUCUUACCGAUCCCCGCGUCUCCUGUUUUCUUGGGUAUCUCUUUCCGUCUGGCCUCUCUUACCCGUACCUUAUCAUGGUUUUUGUUCAACAUUAUUGCUCUUUUUGUUAUAUUUUUGUAUUUAUGCUAAAUUUAUUUUCUUUCUGUACAGAAACGACGCAGGAGAAUCUGAAAUAAACGUAUCAUUUUAAAUCCA
This is a messenger RNA of Caenorhabditis elegans, 969 nucleotides long. It is a transcript of the gene mbf-1, whose product is annotated as HTH cro/C1-type domain-containing protein. Gene Ontology annotation, cellular component: nucleus. The transcript is spliced from 2 exons. Gene Ontology annotation, biological process: DNA-templated transcription; regulation of DNA-templated transcription. NCBI's taxonomy places the organism in Eukaryota, Metazoa, Nematoda, Chromadorea, Rhabditida, Rhabditidae. Gene Ontology annotation, molecular function: DNA binding. The record is from RefSeq and is marked reviewed. The coding region runs from base 218 to 688 and encodes 156 amino acids.